Molecule: messenger RNA, 1247 nt
Organism: Anguilla rostrata (American eel)
Lineage: Eukaryota; Metazoa; Chordata; Actinopteri; Anguilliformes; Anguillidae
Product: growth arrest and DNA damage-inducible protein GADD45 gamma-like
Exons: 6
Coding region: 334-798 (154 amino acids)
Biological process (GO): regulation of cell cycle
Cellular component (GO): nucleus; cytoplasm
Source: RefSeq, a predicted model, not a curated record
ACUCGUAAACACCAAUGGUGAGACGGUCCUCGGUAUGAGCGGAGACCAGUGCCUCGGUCAGAGAUUUCCCUGGACUCUGCAUCUUUCAGUUGGAGUGAGCGACACUUCUCCAUCUGCUGAAGGAGGGACACUCGUAAAGAUGGGGGAUGAUUGGCUCGAGCACAAUGGAAUCCAUUCAGCCAACUUCUUCAGUGAGGGCCCAAGCUCCACCUGCCGCAGGGGAUGGGCUGGCACGGGGCGUUAUGCGGGCUCCUGGCAUUUCACACAGCUUCGAGCUACUAAGGAUUUACGACGAAUCGCGAAACCAUCUGGAACUCUAUCCUCCAUAUCAACAUGACUCUGGAAGAAGUCUUGGUUCAAGAGACCGCCGUGAGACCACAGUCCACUGGGAAGGCACUGGAAGAAGUUUUGGUUUCGGCUAAGAACAACGAGUGCCUUACGAUCGGCGUCUACGAGUCCGCUAAAGUCAUGAAUGUUGACCCAGACAGCGUUUCUUUCUGCGUCUUGGCUACCGAUGAGGAGUACGAGUGUGACAUCGCUCUGCAGAUUCAUUUCACGCUGAUCCAGGCGUUCUGCUUCGACAACGACAUCAGCAUCGUCAGAGUGAACGACCUGCAGCGACUUGUGGAGAUCUUGGGCGACAAAGCCGGCGAUCUUGAAGAUGCCCACUGCGUUCUGAUCACGAACCCAAAUGAGGAUUCGUGGAAGGACCCAGCUCUGGAGAAGCUGCACCUGUUCUGCGAGGAAAGCCGCAGCCUGAACGACUGGGUGCCUGAAAUCACUCUCCUUGAGCGCUGAACCGGGACUUUACAACUUUCCGCUGAGAUGCUGUAAACCUGAAGGAAUAAUCAUCCUACACCGGACAAGGAUGGUGCAGAUUCCACACAUCCCUGGAUGUUCCUGACGAGGGAUCAAGUUCCAGGAAGCGCGAGGACCGGUCAGAGAGGGUCCUUGCGGUCGCCCCGGUCUGUCGGUUAAUGCCAGAAAAUCCCCCGUCCUUUGUGCGGAUGCGGCCUGGUAUACCACUGCGGGGAAGGAAGUGGCGAGUUUUACUCCUGUUGUGAAAGGGAGAAAACGUCGCGUGAGGGACACAGUUUUGAAGAAUGGAGUUUUGAAGACACCGUGAGGGUGUUUUCUCUUUUCGGACAGUUGUUGUGCAACAAGUCUGAACUGUUAUUAAGAAGAUAUUUUUACACUAUGGCGUGCUUAAAUGUUUGAUUAAUGCUACAAUAAAAACCUAAAAUGUA